AUGAACUCAAAACAUCCUUCAAGUGGUGCUGGCACGGUCGAUGUUCCCUCGAAAUUGGAUUUAUCCCUUAAGGAACUUGAAACCGCUCUGGAUAAGUCUGUCACUCCCAUCCAGUCUGUAGACAAAGAUUCAUACGAACCAACAAUGACUCAAGAUCAAGUACGCGAAUUUUACAGACAGUUCCGUAUUAAUGAUCCCGGAUUUUCGGUUAAGUGCAGUACCGGAGAUGGUACCGAGCUUGGUGAUAUCCUUGAUGGUAUAGUAUAUGAAGCGGGUGAAGAUCAACGUAAUUGGAGAUCCACUCAAAAGUUCGACCAAGACAUCCAUGACGCUGGUGGCACCAUCGAAGUGGAUGGGCAAAAGUACGAGAAAAGAACUUUGACCAAUAGCGAGCUUGACAUGUCUCGAUUAGCUUAUUUCACUCGCACCGAGAGGAAGAUGAUUGAAGGAGAUCAUUCCAGGGGAUGGACCAGCUUGUCUGGGUAUCCCAUUGACACACUUAAUGAGUACCAUGAGCUUCUCCGCAAGAAGGUUGCCCCGGCGGACACCGAAUUGUGGGUACACAUGACGGGGUGGGAGCUCGAACCCUCCGCCCUCAGCGCCACAGAGGAGGGACAAGCCAAAAUCGUCGAUGAAUCUGGUACCUCUGCCUGA
This is a messenger RNA of Kwoniella botswanensis, 654 nucleotides long. RefSeq lists its product as uncharacterized. The transcript has a single exon. Bases 1 to 654 code for a protein of 217 amino acids. The record is from RefSeq and is a predicted model, not a curated record. Lineage: Eukaryota; Fungi; Basidiomycota; Tremellomycetes; Tremellales; Cryptococcaceae.